AUGUACAACGAAACGUGUACAUCUGAAGCCGAGCACAAGCGUAUGCGGCGAGACUCGAAACCUCCACGAAGCGGGACGGGAAGUCUGUACAAUUCAACUGGUGUCUCUGGAUGGCGAGUCUACUACAGGCUUUGGUCUAUUCCGGACUUGGGCGACUAUGAUCUCGCCGAGACUUCCUCCAAGCUUGGGCACCGCACCACCUUUGAUGGGAAUCCAUGA
Molecule: messenger RNA, 219 nt
Organism: Penicillium oxalicum
Lineage: Eukaryota; Fungi; Ascomycota; Eurotiomycetes; Eurotiales; Aspergillaceae
Exons: 2
Coding region: 1-219 (72 amino acids)
Source: RefSeq, a predicted model, not a curated record